Mytilus californianus (California mussel) is the source of this 1133-nucleotide messenger RNA. RefSeq lists its product as uncharacterized. The transcript has 5 exons. The record is from RefSeq and is a predicted model, not a curated record. Lineage: Eukaryota; Metazoa; Mollusca; Bivalvia; Mytilida; Mytilidae. Bases 212 to 592 code for a protein of 126 amino acids.
GAAAGACAACCCUUUGUAUGUUACAUCAGAUAACAACUCUGGUGGAGAAAUUGGACCAGUUUACAGUACCGUUGACAAAACUGAAACAACGAAAGGAAUUAAAAAGCCAGUUGCGUUUAGACUUGGCCUUCAAGGACCUGUUUAUUCCGAAGUGAACAAAACUGAAAAAAAAGCUCUCCCGAAAGACAAAAAAGACGGAAGCGGAAAGAAAAUGUCAAAAGAAGAAAAAACAGGAAAGCACAGAUGCGACAUUGAAAUGGGAAACGUAUACGGCAACGCGCAAAUGAUUAUUCAGGACAAUAGUGAAGACAGUGUAUAUGCAAAUGCAGAAAGUAAAUUGGACAACAGAACUAAUACUGGCAAAGUGUACAUACCAAAAAAGAACAAGGAUGGCCUUAUUUAUGCAGACUUAGAGCUAGAUCCUAGUCCAAGUGGGAAGAAAUUUGUAAUUAGGGGUCUCGAAAACAAAACAAAUUAUGCUAUAAUUGAUCUGAACGUGAAAGUAGACCCUCUUCCAUCUGAUGAUGAUGACGACGAAGUUAAAGAAAACAAGACAGAUGAAGAUACAAAUCAAAAGGAUAGUGUUGAAUAAUAAGAAAACGAUAUUUUCCAUGUUUUGUGCGAUUCGGAUACCCUGUUCAAAUUACAACCGUUCGUAAUGCUUUAGUUGUUUUUACUUUUGUUGAAAUGAUGAAAAAAAAAAAAAAGAAUUAAAAAAAAUUAAUACAAGGGGACAUUCAAAACUCAUAAUUAGAAGAUAAUAACUGACAACUCCAUGGGAAAAAAACGCCCUACAGACGAAAAUAAAAUCAACAAAAUAAGAAAUCAAAAACUAAAGAUUGACCAACAAUAACCCUACCCAAAACAAUUGAGUGAACUCGUGUGUUUUAGAAGGUAAGCAGUUCCUGCUCCACAUGUGGCAACCAUCAUGUUGUUCAUGCAAUUAAAAUUGUAGGUAUUACAUUAAAUGUAGCAUUGCUGGUUUCUUAAACCUGUAUUACAGCAUGAAGCACAACCAUCGUUUGAAUCGACCAUUGGGAAGGUUUCAGUGAUUAACAAUACAUUUCAUUAAAAGUGUUUUCCGUCUUUUCCUAAAACAAAUUUGUAGAAUAUCCACAACAAUGAACAAUACC